AAUAAAGUAAUGUUCAAGAACAACUUCUAUUCAUAUGUUGGUGGCACAAGAUCAGACAUUGCAAUGAGCAUUGAAUCAUACUAUGAAGUGAUGGAAGUCCUUUUGGAUUAAUAUUUAAGUAGAGAAAUGUUGUUCAAUUUCAAAAACUGCAGUCAAGUAUUGAAUGAUAUCGUUGUUUCUGCACCUUUGGCCUUUUUGCCAUUCUCCCUUAUAGGAACACAAUGGUUGUUUGCAGGAGCCAAUAGAAAAGGAGCCAAUAAGGCUUAUGGGCCAAUCCUUGCAUCUGUUCAUAUGUUGGUGUUAUGGAAGGCUUAUACUUCUCCAAUUCCGAAUAAAUUGUUUACUAAGAUCAUUGCAGAUCCAACUGUUGAUGGUUAGUACAUUAGAACAUAAUUAUCUGUGAUGAAACCUGGAUUGUGGUAAGUGUUAAGCAGAGAGUUGUAUCACAAGGGAUACAGAUACCCAGAGAUGUUGGAAUUCAAGACUGCUACUGAAUUCCCAACAGGGUUUGUAAAACCAUAUUGAUGGGUACAUAAUAUAUAAAAUAUAUCCAAUAAUUUAAUACAAUUUAUUUUAUUAAUAUAAAA
Molecule: messenger RNA, 587 nt
Organism: Paramecium tetraurelia
Lineage: Eukaryota; Ciliophora; Oligohymenophorea; Peniculida; Parameciidae
Exons: 3
Source: RefSeq, a predicted model, not a curated record